Capsella rubella is the source of this 1851-nucleotide messenger RNA. Its product is annotated as transcription factor MYB124. Gene Ontology annotation, cellular component: nucleus. The record is from RefSeq and is a predicted model, not a curated record. NCBI's taxonomy places the organism in Eukaryota, Viridiplantae, Streptophyta, Magnoliopsida, Brassicales, Brassicaceae. Bases 35 to 1360 code for a protein of 441 amino acids. Gene Ontology annotation, biological process: regulation of DNA-templated transcription. Gene Ontology annotation, molecular function: DNA-binding transcription factor activity, RNA polymerase II-specific; RNA polymerase II cis-regulatory region sequence-specific DNA binding. The transcript is spliced from 10 exons.
AGAGACAGAAGCAAAAGAAGAAGAAGAAAAAAAAAUGGAAGAUACGAAGAAGAAAAAGAAGAAGAAUAUUAACAAUCAAGAUUCCAAGAAAAAGGAACGUCAUAUUGUUUCUUGGUCACAAGAGGAGGAUGUUAUUCUCAGAGAACAAAUUACUCUACAUGGAACUGAAAAUUGGGCGAUCAUUGCAUCCAAGUUCAAAGAUAAAAGCACAAGACAAUGUAGAAGAAGAUGGUAUACAUAUUUAAACUCUGAUUUCAAGAGAGGAGGUUGGUCCCCUGAAGAAGAUAUGCUUUUGUGUGAGGCACAAAGAGUAUUUGGGAACAGAUGGACUGAGAUAGCCAAGGUGGUUUCAGGCAGAACGGAUAAUGCUGUGAAGAACAGGUUUACAACACUUUGUAAGAAGAGAGCUAAGCAUGAAGCUUUGGCUAUAGAGAACAGCAACUCAAACACCAAAAGAAUCUUGUUCUUAGACGGUAUCAGUACCCCGCAAAAAGCCGAGAAUGAAGCUCCUAUUGCUAAGAAAAUGAGGAGAAGUCAAAUUCUAGAUCUCACAGAUAUGAUCAGUAUCAAUGGAAAGGCUGAGCCUUGUAUGAAUCAGAACAUAAGGUCACCAUUUUCGGUAUUGGCAUGCAAUGCCAUAGGUAUUGAUGGCUUGGAGGAACAGAAUCAAAUAAGCAAUGUGAAGGAGAGUGAUGGUGAAGGGAUGUUUCUUAAGAAGGAUGAUCCUAAAGUGACAGCUUUGAUGCAACAAGCUGAACUUCUAAGCUCCUUGGCGCAAAAAGUUAAUGCAGACAACACAGAACAAAGCAUGGAGAAUGCUUGGAAGGUUCUUCAGGAAUUCUUGAAUAAAGGCAAGGAGAAUGAUUUAUUCAGAUAUGGAAUACCUGACAUCGACUUUAAAAUCGAGGAAUUUAAGGAUCUUAUAGAGGAUUUGAGGAGUGGUUAUGAAGACAAUCAACAAUCUUGGAGACAACCUGGUCUUCAUGACUCACCAGCUAGCUCGGAGUAUAGUUCAGGAUCAACUGUCAUGCUAGAUCAGUCUGGUGAUAGAACACAACCAUCACCGUCUGAUAUUCAGACAGAACAAAAACAAGUUGUAGAGGAGCUGCUCUCAGCUUGCGAUGUCCCGAGAAAUCCUGAAGAGAAUUUGCCCAUCUCGGGCGAAGAAAAGUUCAGCUCACCUAUUCAGGUCACACCAUUGUUCAGAUCACUAGCAGACGGUAUCCCAAGUCCACAGUUCUCUGAAAGUGAGAGGAGCUUCCUGCUAAAAACACUCGGGAUUGAGUCCUCGUCUCCAUGUCCAAGUGCUAAUCCUUCAAAACCACCCCCUUGCAAAAGAGUCCUUCUUCAUAGCUUGUAAACCAACCAACCAACCAUCUUUGAUCCAUCUCUCUCAUACCAUAAACCGCAGCUUUGUCUCCAUGGAGACGUGAUUUUUUCUACCACUUCUGCUUAGAUUUCAUUUUAGGUUUUGCAGCCAUAUCGGCCUGGAAGUUUUUGUGAAGCGGGCAUGCCAUGAUCUGCAUUCCUUCCUCAGGGUUUUUUUUUUUAAGUUUCGUAGUUGGUCCUAGAAUGUUAACGGUAACAUUUCUAGCCACCAUCAAAAGAAAGCUCUCAAGAAUCUGCCAUAUACUCAGAUUCAGCUUUCACUUUCUUUUCUUACUAAACAUAAGGAAGCCAUCUACAAAGGAAGGCACCAGUGUCUCUUUAAGGAAAAUUCUUUGGUUUGUCUCUAAGGGUCAUAAUCAGAUACAUCAUCUGAGCAUUUCCCUCCUGAUUUCUUGAUUUGUUUUCAUCACCUCUGUACAGAAUCUCUAUCACAUAUAUAUAUAAAGAAGUCUUUCAGUGUCA